Messenger RNA from Branchiostoma belcheri (Belcher's lancelet), 1548 nucleotides. The record is from the annotation of a RefSeq genome assembly. Lineage: Eukaryota; Metazoa; Chordata; Leptocardii; Amphioxiformes; Branchiostomatidae.
AUGUACGCUACUCGGUGGUUAUUUUCUACUAAUCAUAAAGAUAUUGGAACUUUGUACUUUAUUUUUGGUGCUUGGGCUGCUAUAGUUGGAACAGCUAUGAGCUUAUUGAUUCGGGCAGAACUUUCGCAGCCAGGUGCACUUUUGGGUGAUGAUCAUUUGUAUAAUGUAAUUGUUACAGCGCAUGCAUUUGUAAUAAUUUUUUUUAUAGUAAUGCCUGUUAUGAUUGGGGGGUUUGGAAAUUGGUUGGUGCCUAUAAUAAUUGGGGCUCCAGAUAUAGCUUUUCCUCGUAUAAAUAAUAUAAGUUUUUGAAUAUUACCACCGUCUUUUUCUUUACUGUUGGCUUCAUCUGCUGUUGAGGCAGGGGUAGGAACAGGAUGAACUGUCUAUCCCCCCUUAUCAAGUAAUAUUGCUCAUGCAGGGGCGUCAGUAGAUUUGGCUAUUUUUUCUUUGCAUUUGGCAGGGGUAUCAUCAAUUUUGGGGGCAAUCAAUUUUAUUACGACGAUCCAUAAUAUGCGUGCUAGAAUUGAGUGGAAUCGUGUCCCAUUGUUUGUAUGAUCUAUUUGGGUGACUGCUUAUUUACUACUUUUAUCUUUACCUGUUCUUGCUGGGGCAAUUACUAUGCUAUUAACAGAUCGUAAUAUUAAUACGACUUUUUUUGACCCUUCUGGUGGUGGUGAUCCAAUUUUAUAUGAGCAUCUAUUCUGAUUUUUUGGUCAUCCUGAGGUAUAUAUUUUGAUUUUGCCUGGGUUUGGUAUAAUUUCUCAUAUUAUCAUUCAUUAUGCAGGGAAGUUACGGUCAUUUGGUUAUUUAGGAAUGACGUGAGCAAUAUUCACAAUUGGUUUAUUAGGGUUUUGAGUUUGAGCACAUCAUAUAUUUACUGUAGGGAUAGAUGUGGAUACUCGUAGCUAUUUUACAGCUGCUACGAUAGUAAUUGCUGUACCAACAGGAAUUAAAGUGUUUAGUUGGUUAGCUACACUAGCUGGGUCAAAACAGUUAAAAUGAGAAACGCCGUUGCUUUGGGCAUUAGGGUUUAUCUUUCUUUUCACGGUGGGAGGGUUAACAGGAAUUGUUUUAGCUAAUUCUUCGUUGGACAUUGUUCUUCAUGACACUUAUUAUGUUGUUGCUCAUUUUCAUUAUGUUUUAUCGAUAGGGGCAGUAUUUUCUAUUUUGGGGGGAUUUACAUAUUGGUUUCCUUUAUUUACGGGAUUUACUUUACAGGAAGCCUGAACUAAAAUUCAUUUUUUUGUUAUGUUCACGGGGGUAAAUUUAACUUUUUUCCCUCAACAUUUUUUAGGAUUAGCAGGAAUACCUCGACGGUAUUCAGAUUAUCCAGAUGCUUACACAAUUUGAAAUGUAAUUUCAUCUUUAGGUUCUAUUAUUUCUUUAGGGUCAGUAAUUUUCUUUUUAUUUAUCUUAUGGGAGGGGUUUUCUGCGCAACGUAAGGCAGUGCCCGCAAGUCAUACAUCACAUUCUGCUGAGUGGUUAAUAGGGUGUCCUCCGCUGUUUCAUACACAUGAAGAACUUCCUUUUAUUUCUAAGAAAUUUUAG